GAGCGCGGCCCCGCCCCCACGCGCUGUUCCCGCGCGGUGCCGCCGAGCGGAUCGGCCGCGAUGUCCGGCCCGGCCCAGGAGCCCGACAGCGGAGCAGAGUCCCUCUCCUCGGAUGAAAAAGAGAUGACACCCAACGGCAUGGAGGGAUCGGGAUCGGGAUCGGGAUCGGCCGAGGAGCACCCGGAGGGAGAGGCCAGUUCCGAAGGCAGCUCCAGCAGCGGCUCGGAAGAGGAGUCAGAUGCCGAGGAGUGGCAUGGAGGCAGGCUGGAGGAAGAACAGGAGGAGAAGGAAUCCCCACCUCACUGCAAUGAGUCAGGAGGGAGCUGCUUGCCACCCUGUGAGCACUGCAGGAGUGAAAAUGACCAGAAGGAGCAGGUGACCCCCAGGAGACUUGCUGGAGGACAAUUUAUGGCGCUGCUGGAUGCAGAGGGCUCCUACCAGUGCAGCAUCACUGGGCUCAUUUUCGAGGUGACAGGCGCCGCCAGGAUCACGUAUUCCCUGUUAUCCUGGAGCAAGUACGCCCAGCUGGUGGAAAAGCCCUGGAUCGUGGGCGGGCCCCUGUUCGACGUGCGCUGCGACGCGCCCGGCGCGCUCAGCUCCAUCCAGUUCCCGCACUGCCUCUGCCUGGGGGAUCACGGCGCUGGCGUGGCCUUCAAGGUGCUGCACAUCAAGAGCGGGGGCGCAGCCAUCGAGCCCUCGGCCGAGUUCUCGGCGUCGCACGUCAAGUGGGUGGUGAGCUCCCUGUCCCCCGUGGGACCCCUGAUCCAGAGCCAGCAGCCCCUGCAGUACCACGGGGCCGUCAUCCUCUACAAAGCCAUCGAUGAGCACCCCUCCCUGUCCUUCUGGGUCUACGUGGCCACCAACAACGACUCCUUCAUAAAGGACAUCUCAAAAGCUGUGAAGCACUCAAAUAAGAAAUUUGUUAAAAUUGACAAGCCCGCCGUGUGCCAAAAAUUACUGCAGGAAGGAAAGAAGUACAGAUUGAUCUGUGAGCCAGAAGCUGAAAUAACUCCUGAGGAGAUUGAAUUUGUUGAUGGAUCACUCUUGAAGCUGAAGAGUUACUUUGAAGUGUACUUGGAGAAGCCUGAUGACUUCACCAUGUCCCUGGUGGAGCAGGACUCGGAUGAGACCGUCUGGAAAGCCAAACUCCGAGAGAGGGAUUGGAUCCAUUAUGACCAGAACAAGAACGAGCAGAGGAGGAGCACAGCCAGUGUGAAGAAGCGGAAGCCAGCCCUCAGCAUCCUGGAGGAAGAGGGGCUCCACAGCAAAAAGCAGAAGACUGGUGGCACUGCAGAUGGAACGGGCACAAAAAGCUUAACGGACCAACAGCUGCUGGCGAUCGCCAAGCUCCUGGACCGGCACUGGAGGGAGGUCGCCAUCGAGUGUCUCCAGAUGGAGAUGAAGGACAUCGAGAACAUCCAGGCCAUGGAGAAGGACGUGAACAUGCAGAAAUUCCUGGUGCUGAGGAAGUGGAGAGACAGGGAGCAGGGCAAUGGAUCUGCAGAGGCUUUGCAGAGAAGCCUCGGGGAAAAAGCGACCUACGAGAUCCUGCAGACGCUGCAAGGUUUCUCGGCUCAGAGCUGAGCCAGCUGAAGGAGGAGGAGGGAGGGAGCUUCCCAAUCCAACCAUUCUGCUCCUCUGGAAUCCUGCUGGGAUUCAGGGAGGUUCAGGGCAUCACCACUCAGGCAGGAUCCUCCAGGGAAACGUGAAUGGAAUUUUGUGUAGAUAGAAGCCACUUCCAAGACCUUCAGGAGAGGUGGAUCCCGGAAUUCCGGGCUUCACCCACAGGGAAAGACACGAACACUGGAAAAAACCAAUUUGUCUUUUUCAUCACUUGGGAAAGGUUUUUGUUUCCAUCAGGGAAAAACAGGGAGAAAAAUCACCCUGGAAACUUUCAUCCCCUUCCAAAAAACAUGGAACUGCCAGAAUCGUGAGGUGCAUCGGAUUUCUCAUGGAUCAGGGAAGAAUGAUCCUAAACUUGCCACAAAUUCCUUUGGAUAAUCACUGUAUAUGUGGAAUUAUUGUGCAUAUCCUGUACAUUCAGUCCUUGUUAAGCUAUGCUUCUGUUUCCUAAAAUUUCCAAAGAAGGGGAACACCACUCUGAACUCCAGGCAGCUCGGAAUUUCCCCCUGGAAUUUCUUCUCCCCUCUUUUCUGUAUAGUUUGUCUCCAUUUUUUACGUUGUAUAAUUCUUUUUUGUAUGAGCAACUUUUUAUACUUCUUUUUUUUACUUGAUUUAUCGGAACUUGACUAGAAUUUAGGUGCUGAAAAUGGGAGGAGCCCAAAUCCCUGUGCUACAGGAUCAGAAAAAAAUUGGGGAAAAUGGUAUUUGCAGAAGAGAGGAGGAAGCAGAUCAAGGAUUGUCUUGUUUUUAAGGCCGUGGGAUACUUGGGAUCAUCUUCCUCUGUGUAUGUUUGGGAAAGGAAAACAUACUUUUAAAAAAGAAAGAUUAAAACAGGAAAAAUUUCCAUUA
Messenger RNA from Corvus hawaiiensis (hawaiian crow), 2472 nucleotides. RefSeq names its product caspase recruitment domain family member 8 (gene CARD8). The coding region runs from base 61 to 1584 and encodes 507 amino acids. Gene Ontology annotation, biological process: mRNA export from nucleus; signal transduction; regulation of DNA-templated transcription elongation. NCBI's taxonomy places the organism in Eukaryota, Metazoa, Chordata, Aves, Passeriformes, Corvidae. Gene Ontology annotation, molecular function: protein binding. The record is from RefSeq and is a predicted model, not a curated record. Gene Ontology annotation, cellular component: THO complex part of transcription export complex. The transcript is spliced from 16 exons.